Molecule: messenger RNA, 2816 nt
Organism: Brienomyrus brachyistius
Lineage: Eukaryota; Metazoa; Chordata; Actinopteri; Osteoglossiformes; Mormyridae
Gene: faap100
Product: FA core complex associated protein 100
Exons: 8
Coding region: 224-2605 (793 amino acids)
Biological process (GO): interstrand cross-link repair
Cellular component (GO): nucleoplasm; Fanconi anaemia nuclear complex
Source: RefSeq, a predicted model, not a curated record
CAGCUGAGCUGCAUUUGUACCCGUUUAAACUUCCCGUGAGUUAAACCAACAAAUCAAACGCGAUACUUCAUAAACCGCUGUUUAUGGUAUAAUUAAAUGACUCUAAAACAACUCUAUGUUCAACUCUAAAAUUUAAUUGGCGGCAAAAUAACAUCCAUCCAUCCAUUCUCUGAAACCGCUUAUAAAUGUAGCUUAUCCUGUUCAGGGUACGGAGCCUGACAAAAUGACAGCAGUUCACACGUUCCCCAGCCCUGUCCUGUGCAUGGCGCAGAGUCCAAACCAGCAAGGCAUGUACACUCUCUGUGAGCACGACGGGAUACAUUUUGUCCCUCUUCCACAGCUUCUCAGGUCUUCCUCGUGCCCCUCGUGUGAGGACAGUGGUUCAGGGAGUGUUGCCACUAAUUCCCAAGUGAUUGCAGACCCUGCUGUCAGCUCCUUUGUUGUGGCAGACGGUGUCUUAGUGACAGUGGGGCUGGCGGAUGGCAGGUGGCGAUUUAGCUUUUAUGAGAUCCCAGAGGCCAAUGCAGCAGAGCACAGAAAGCUCGCAGAUCGCCACAUCUCAGCUACCGCUACAGGUGGAGGUACCAUCGGAGCAAGGAGCAAGAGCGUGGCUCAGCACCCAGUACUGUGUUGUGUGUAUGCAAGGUGCAGUUUGACAUCCCAGCCACCAGAGGGCAACGAUUGCCAUGUCCUGGACCCGGCUCUCUUCAGCCUGCUCUUUGGUGUUGACUCAUCGCUGAUCCCUUUGCCCAUGUUCGUCUGCGGCCUGCCUGACGGGAGGCUUUGCAGUCUGCCUGCCCUACAGCAGUCUGGGGAUGUGGGGCCUGCAGUGAAGGUGCUCCACAGCUUGGAGGAGCCCAUCGUCUUUCUUGGCAUCUCCAUGGCUGGUGACGGCAGCUCUGGGGCCUUGGUGGUGGUCGGUGGCUUUGGAAAGAUGCUGCUGGUAUUGGCUGAGCAGAAGGAGGGGUGCAAAGUGCUGGCAUUUAGGGAGCGGGGUGUAGCCGGCCCCGUGGUGACCGCCUGCCUCAGCGGGACACGGCUGUACUACAGCACCCGCUCAGACCUCCUGGCCCUGUCGCUGGGCAGCACAGAGCAGAAGCCAACCAUGGGUUUGGAACCCGCUUCCUCCUCUCAGAACCCAGUCAGCCUGAACGUCGGUGGCGUCGCAGCAUUGGCCAAGCCUACGACGGCCUCCACAGGUGCUGUGGAGCUCAUGGCCAUAUCUGACAGAGGGAGGCUCUUGCAGAUAACCCCAUUGGGGGGGCAAGUGGGGGCCCCCCCCUCAAGGCUUUCCACCUCUCAGGUCGGCCAAAAAAUGAAGGACCUUCUUGCUGGCAUCGGGAAUGUUGCAGAGCGAGCAUCCUCGUUGAAAAGUAGUAUUCAAGUGAGGAACACAGCUCUCAAGAAACUUAACCAAGUGUUUAACAUCUGCUGUAUGUUGCUGCCCAGUCAGAAUGGGAGGGAGGGGCAUCUUGACUGCAAGCCUCCAAUCAGCUUUCAUCUUACGACCAAGUGGGUUAGCCUACUGCGAGAGGAGUCCUUGACCUUAAGCUGCGUUCUGGAAAACUCCAGCAGCUAUGUGCUCGAAUGUGGUUGGACUUUGUGUAUACAGGUGGUACCUUCAUAUAGUUCUUCGACCUCGGAAGACAUGGCUACCAAAACCUACAGCUUCCCUCUUGAAGAGCUGGCUCCUGGUAAAACCUUGGAAGUGACGUUGCCCUUGGCACCUGGGAAUGAGUUGCGCUUUCCUGUGAAGGUCUGCUCUUCACUCAUUUACUCUUUGCAAAGCAUGCUGGGAUGCUCGGAGCUUGAGUGUCUUCUGCUCAGAGGAACCCCGUGGUCCAGGCUGGUCUCAGAUUCUGGGUUGGUCAGCCUGGCUCUUGAUACUGUCACCCUAGACUGGCUGCACUGUCUGCACAUUGAUGGACCUGUUGCUAACGGCAAUAGCUUCUGCUCCGCCGUGAGCUCCUCAGCAGACCCCAUCCAGACCUUCCUGCGGGCCCGGAGGUGGGAGCAGUGGAGUUGUGACCGCAGUGGGCCCGGUCGCGGCUCCUGGGGGGUUGGCCCCUUCACUGCGACUCUAAAGGUGUCAUCGGCGCUGUUGAGGACGAUGCUAGCAGGCUCUGCACUAGGCGGCCCCACACUCUGUGGUUCUCUGCUGGCCUGGUUGGUGUCCAGCUGCCCUGGUAACCGCUCCAGAGCAGACCUGAGCUCCCCUGUGGUGUGUGCUCGCUGCCCUCGAGGACAUCGCCUGAAGCUAAUGGCCAACGAGGUGACGGUUGAGGAGAUGAGCUCAGAUGGGCUUCUUCUGGUCGUGGAGGUUCAGCUGGAGAGUUCCUCACUGGUCUCGCUCUGUGGGCUGCAUCAUGCUGUUCUUCACCGCCUGCAGGCCUUGCUGGGUGGGGUCACCAAGGCGACUGAGGAUCUGGCACAGUUGCAGGGGCGGAGUUUGCGAGGAGCCCUGGAGCGUGCAGAAGGGCUCUUACGGGAGAUCCGGGAGGCUCGCGAUCAGGCGUCCCUGGGUGCCGGGAUGACGCGGCGGGCGGCGGACACGCUGCUGCGCGUGUACACGCAGCUGAGAACGCAGCCCCUCCUCAUCCUCUGACACGUGUUGGGAAUCCAGCUGAAUCCAGUGAUCUAUGGAUCUACAUUCUCUCUGUGUACUUUGUGUUAUGUAAAGGAGUGAAAUUUAGUGAGUUACCCGAUAAACUAAGAAAAGUAACAUAGGAGUAAAGUCAACUGAGAGGAAGCCCUACAUGUAGGUAUUUGAAGAGCUGAGCGUUCAGCAGCUGUAAUAAUAAAUGUGCGGCGUGCUG